AUGGAAUAUGCCAGUGGAGGUGAGGUGUUUGACUAUCUUGUGUCUCAUGGUAAAAUGAAUGAGAAGGAUGCACGCUGCAAAUUUCGUCAGAUUGUAUCAGCUGUACAAUACUGCCAUCAGAAAAUGAUUGUUCAUCGAGAUUUAAAAGCUGAAAAUUUGUUAUUAGAUGCAGAAUUAAAUAUAAAGAUUGCAGAUUUCGGUUUUUCAAAUUACUUCUCAAACUCACAAAAAUUGGAUACAUUUUGUGGCAGUCCACCGUACGCUGCACCGGAAUUAUUUUUAGGACGUAAAUAUGAAGGUCCAGAGGUUGAUGUUUGGUCAUUAGGUGUAAUCUUGUACACUCUGGUCAGUGGUACCCUACCCUUCGAUGGUAAAAAUCUAAAGGAAUUACGCGAACGUGUGUUACGCGGUACCUAUCGAGUGCCUUAUUAUAUGACACAUGAAUGUGAGAUGUUAUUGAAAAAAAUGUUAGUUCUUAAUCCUGCCAAGCGUAUUACACUACAGGAAGUAAUGAGUGAUCCUUGGAUAAAUCAAGGCUAUGAGCACAGUGUAUUAAAACCUCAUACUGAAGAACCUGCCGAUUAUUGUGAUCCUGAACGUAUUGAUAUAAUGAUGCGUAUGGGUUUCAAACGAGAAGAUAUUCAUGACUCUUUAACUCAACAACGAUUCAAUAACAUCACUGCUACAUAUCUGUUAUUAGCUCGUUAUGAUCCACGUGUACAUGGUCGAUUACGAGGUUUGCCUAGUACAUCUACAACUAGUUUAAAAUCAGACAAUCAGUCAAUUCGUUCACGUCAAACACCGGAAACACAAUCUAUUUCGGGUAUGACAUGCAGUACUACCACUGCUGUUUCUACGAUAACUCAAUAUUCAGUGACCAACGGGAUUACUAAUCGUAAUAUGGAUUCUGUUGUUUUAAAUAAUCGGCAUACAUCUGCGGGAUGUCGAUCCAGUAAAGAUACAAUCAGUACAACAACUACAGGAAGUUUAUACACAGACUCUUACACAGCGACAAAUUCUUCCGCGACUAACUCAAGCGCUACAAACACCAGUGGUGGAAACCGCAAUGUUUCUAGCUCAGUACGCAGAUCAGCCACUGUGUCCGGUCCAAAUGAUGCGAAUCAAGCGGUAACUCCAUUAUCAGGUGCACUGCUUAAGUCAUCUGCACUUCCUGCACUGACUUCUACUUAUUCUCCUUCUCCAAUAUCACGAAAUACAACACCUCCUCCACCAUCUCAAGCACCUCCGCCUGAUGUUUCUCAUCAGAUUCCUGCAACUCAACCUUCAGUAAUCACUCUUCACCCAGCUUCUGUUACUGCUCACCUGACACUUGCUAAUAUGUCUAAUGGACCAUCAUGUUCGCUUCCAUCUAAUUCUAACUCAGUACCUCCACUUGUAACUUCUUUUACGCGUCAUAAUUCUCGUCCACGAGCGGCUACUCGAUCAUUUUCCAUUCAACCACAAGCCGUUGCCCCAUUGGCACUAGAUGAAGAAGAGAUCGCAAAUUCAACAAAGUUUCGACGAAGUCGUAAUCAAAAGUCUCCUUCAAUUGAAAAUAAAAUAAGCAACUGCAAUGGUUUGAUGAAAGAACUAUCGAUUUCUUCUACUAGCUCGGAAGAUGCCGCCUCUGAUGAGAAAGAUUUGUAUGACAGAGAUUCUGAUUCUGAAUCACCAGGUUCUCUAAAGGUAUCUCGUUCUUCGCAUAACUCGCACAGGAGUAAAAAUUUCAAUCAAACCAAUAAGAAUCAAACUGCUAUAUCAGUCAUGUCCGGAGGAGGGGCAGCUGCUCCCAAUACAAAUUUUAAUAACAAAAGUUAUUUAUUUUCUCAAAAUGAAAAACGAACGUUUGAUAAUAAUAAUUCUGAAGACCCUCAACACCGGGAGCCAUCUCAAUUUAAUCGAGCCACUCCGGUUCGACGCAAAUCAAUCAGUACUACAAGAUCUAGUUGUUUAACAAACACCACACUGACAAUUAACACAAAUUCUUCACCGUUUAACGAAUAUCCUCCAGCACCAGUUAAUAAUGACAGAGAAACUACAUCAGGUCCAACUGUUUCUUAUAAAAAUGCUAUCAGCUCAUCAAUAGCGAAUCGUGUUAAUUUAUACAAUAAUGAGUUAAAUAAGAAUAAUACUGCUUUAUCGGAACUGGAAUCAAAAGCUGUGACAAAAGAACAAAAUGUCCCAAGUGUAUAUCCGAAACCUAGAACCAUGUUUCGAUAUCCUCCUAACGCUACUGAUAUACUAAAUGAAUCUAAUCCUUUUCGAAUGGUAAAUGAUAUAUCAUUGACUGAUUCUGCGAAUACGCCACCAGCUGUCCCACCCCAUGGUUCUCGUUUACCAGCUCAAUUUAAUUCCGCAACAACUAAUCGAACAAAUCUAUACAAUAAUAAUGGUUCACCACCUUAUAAUACAAUGAACUCUUUUGGAGCUACAAUAAGACGUCCUACAGCACCUGUUCCACAAAAUUCAAUUACGCCUAUUUCAUCUGCUUCUAUUAGUCCAGUGACACGUACAUCUUACGCUUAUCAUUCAUUAAGAUUGCCUUCUAAUACAACUUCUAAUAGUUGCACCAAUGAUAUUCUCUCACAUCAACUUGGUCGGGCGAAUAAUGAGUUAGUUCGUCCAUCAGUAACUUCUCUUUGGUCUAAUGGCCUUGGUGAAGGAGGUGCAAAUCAAUCCCUUUCAAGUCCUCCUUAUGCAGCUGACUUAAGAGAGGAUAAUUCAACUCUUCCGUUUAAUCGUAACCUACCAGAACGUUCAACUAUUCAACAUGUACCAACUGGAAGAGCUAGAGAACGUCUAGAAGGAACGUCAGGUGGUCCACGACUUGUCCGUCAUCCUGGAACACAAAGUAUUGCCCAUCCGGCUACAGAAUCUCAUUCACCACCAACUGGUAACUCAAAUCUUUCUACACCAAGACCUAAUAGUCCUGAUUUGUCGAUAUCGUCUGGGACUUCAUCUGUUUCUACAUUAAGCCAUCAUGGUGAUAGAACAGAUUAUGAUGAAGAAUCCCCAACACCAGAAAAUGAACGACAUCCGGAUAUUAAUCACAGAAGUCAUACCAUUGGAUCUUCGGUUCAACCUUUCGCUCGUAACUUCUCUAUUCGUCCUUCAGGCAAUCGAUUAGAAAAUGAUGCAAUCCACAAUAAUUCAACUAAUAAUGGAGGUAUCAACAGUUUUUUUCGAACUCUAACAACCCGAAUAUCUAGUAGGUAAGUGGCAUACGUUGUUUUACAGUAACAUCGAGAAAGGUUUCAUUAUUUUGGUCGAACUGUAUGCAUUUCAUUGUGUUAGCUUAUAAGAGGGAAUUGAUCAGUUUUCAAACCAAUUCUGUCGAUCAACACCGGUUAUAGUGCCAUUAAGCACUGAGCUUCUGUUCCAUCCUGGUUCAGGGCUCCUUAGUAGUACGGAAUCAUAAAGAGAUGUACGGAUUGGUCUCAAGUCCAGUAAUGAACAUAUGAGCACCCAACCACUGGAUUGAAAUGUGAUAGUUCACAUAUGUGUAUUCCUGUCAAUUCUCGCUGUUGCACUGCCAUCACCCAGUAUCAUCUAUCCUCACAUGUGACUUAGUUGACUCCCUCCUUCGUCAAGACUUCGGACUUGAGAUUCAAAAAAAUCGGUGUUGAGGCAAAUUACCAGUGAAAACUGGUGGAUUGUUAUUCAUUCUGAACGUUUGUGGGACAUUAUCUGAUUUCAAGGCAGUUUUAUCUCAAAUUGAUAUCAGUUAGAGGAAGUUAUACUGGACCAAUCAGUGGAUGUCAUUGAGGUUAGGUAUAGAUCACCAGUAGACAGGUUGAAGUGCAAUCUAUCCGCAUUAAACGUAGUAGCUCAUGUUAGUUGGUUGGAGGCAAACGGCAGGAAACCUUAGACCUAGGUUUCGUGCUUGUUGGAGCUCAUCAGCAAAGCCUCUAGGAAGCUACCGAUCUCCUCUAGUCAACUAGCAUCUUUCAAAGUGCACCACGAUGCUGAGCCUCCUAGUUUGGUGGCCUUAUUGCAAAAAUGAUCGAUAGAAUUAAGUCUGCACCCAGGACUAGACAACAUGAGAUUGAUUGCUCUCCGGUAACCAGUCAGUGUAAUGGCUCAUUUC
Molecule: messenger RNA, 4087 nt
Organism: Heterobilharzia americana
Lineage: Eukaryota; Metazoa; Platyhelminthes; Trematoda; Strigeidida; Schistosomatidae
Source: the annotation of a GenBank genome assembly